Talpa occidentalis (Iberian mole) is the source of this 2683-nucleotide messenger RNA. RefSeq names its product growth arrest specific 2 (gene GAS2). The record is from RefSeq and is a predicted model, not a curated record. Gene Ontology annotation, biological process: actin crosslink formation. Bases 778 to 1719 code for a protein of 313 amino acids. The transcript has 15 exons. Gene Ontology annotation, molecular function: microtubule binding; cytoskeletal adaptor activity; actin filament binding. Lineage: Eukaryota; Metazoa; Chordata; Mammalia; Eulipotyphla; Talpidae. Gene Ontology annotation, cellular component: actin filament.
GGAGUGACGUGUGUGGCGUGGUGCCGAGGACCGAGGCCUACGGUGGAGUGUGGCGACGAGCAGCGGAGAACACGGAAACACCAACACGGCUGCUUGAACCGGCGAUGAGCCUACCGGGUGACAGAACUUGCCAUAUCUUCAUUGUAACCUCACGUGAGACUCUAUGCCGUAACUAAUCCAGUUAGUUGCUUCCGGACUUCUGAUGCUCAAAAAAAGUGUGAGGUGCAGAUUAACCUGAGGAGCAUGAAUCUGAAGUCAAGCUUUCCUGCAGGUUCUUCCUAACCUCCAUGUCACCUCUAAGCAAUGAUCUCCUGGAGACAACGACGUAUAAUGGUAGAAGCUUCCGGAUUGGAUGAUGUUAUGUGCUACACCAGGGAAAUACAUCAUUAUUUGAAAAUGGACAUUAUAGACACUGACUGAACCUUCUUUACAACUAUUUUGGCUACUGGCAGAGAAGAAGACAAAUGCAGGGAUGAAAUCAUUUUCCUACCUUCUGAAGAAUGUAUUGCAAGGGGCAAAGUGCAUGGAAAGGAGAAUGACAAGAGAUGAGCCUGUCCAGAUAAAUGGAGUAUAUAUUUGUAAGAUUAUUUAUUUAUACAAGCACUGGGUACAGUCAGAAGCACAGGAGGGUGAGAGAAUUCACCAGAGUCAGAGCGGAAAGCAGAGCAAGCAGAGUGAUGAAGUACACUGCUGAGGGGAGCAGCGGACGGCAGGAGAGGUAUGAGUUGAAAGCCUAUACUAUGGACCAAGCUAACAGGUAUUGCAAGAGGAUAAAUAAUGUGCACUGCUCUGAGCCCCAAGGUGCGCAGUGGACCUGGCCUCUCCGAUAUGCAUCAGUAUAGCCAAUGGCUGGCCAGCAGACAUGAAGCUAAUUUGCUACCGAUGAAAGAAGAUCUGGCCUUGUGGUUAACCAAUCUAUUAGGGAAGGAGAUUACAGCAGAAACCUUUAUGGAGAAGUUGGAUAAUGGUGCUUUGCUCUGUCAACUUGCAGAAAGUGUGCAGGAGAAAUUCAAAGAAAGCAUGAAUGCUAAUAAACCCACAAAGAAUCUGCCCUUGAAGAAGAUUCCUUGCAAAGCCAGUGCACCCUCAGGCUCCUUUUUUGCCAGAGACAAUACAGCAAAUUUCUUAUCCUGGUGCCGAGAUUUAGGGGUAGAUGAAACGUGUCUAUUUGAAUCGGAAGGUUUGGUCCUCCACAAGCAACCCAGAGAAGUGUGUCUCUGUUUGCUAGAGCUUGGCCGGAUUGCAGCCAGGUAUGGUGUGGAGCCUCCUGGAUUGAUAAAAUUAGAAAAAGAGAUUGAACAAGAAGAAACACUUUCUGCCCCUUCUCCUUCACCUUCUCCUUCAUCAAAAUCUUCUGGAAAAAAGAGUACAGGAAAUUUACUGGAUGAUGCAGUAAAACGGAUUUCUGAAGAUCCUCCUUGCAAAUGCCCAAACAAGUUCUGUGUGGAGAGACUCUCUCAAGGAAGAUAUCGAGUGGGAGAAAAGAUCCUCUUCAUUAGGAUGCUGCACAACAAACACGUCAUGGUCCGUGUGGGCGGAGGAUGGGAGACUUUUGCAGGGUAUUUGUUGAAACAUGACCCCUGCCGGAUGCUGCAGAUCUCCCGUGUGGAUGGCAAAACAUCGCCCAUCCAGAGCAAGUCUCCAACCCUGAAGGACAUGAAUCCAGAUAAUUACCUGGUGGUCUCUGCCAAUUAUAAGGCUAAGAAAGAGAUUAAAUGAAACUAGUUGGUCACUAUAAGGGGACUCUCCUAAUGGCCUGUGUCCACUUCUCCUUGUAGUCAGUUUAGUUCACAUGCUCUGAAAAUCACUUUGGAAAAGGGGUGACAAACAAAAGAUGUCAUAUUGAAAAAUGUUCAAAGAGUAGCACUAUUUAUUUUUAAUGCUUCUGUAGCUAAUGCCCUAUUAAAAGACAUUCUAAGCUCAGAUUUAAAUUAGAAAAAUUACAGACAAAUUAUUCUUAAUAUAGGACCACAGUAUUUAGAACACUAUUAGAAACACAAUUCUGGCUAGAGACACAUCUAUUGCUAGAAAAUAUUUAGGAUUUACAGAUAUGUCAACAGAAAGUGCCUGUUUUAUGUCUACAGAGUAAAAGCACCCCAGACAUUUUAUAAUGGCAGGAUUUUUGAGUUAAAUAACUUAAAGUGACAGUAAGUGUGAUCAUGUGCUACUAAUGAUACCCAACAGCGUUGUAAGUACAGAGUAUUCCCAAUAAUAAUAAUUUACUGGAAAGGCCACUUCAGAAAAGUUUACAUUUACUUGGAAGAUUGCCUUAACGUUUGUUCCUUAUCUCUGACCAAAUAUCUGGGAUACUUGUGGAAGUUUUCAGUAUACCCCUUAGAGAAUCAUGAUGUAUGAAUUGCUUCACACAUUCCCAAGAACCUGAGCACCUGGCUAUGUUGAGACUUAGUGUAAUUCACACACAUAAACUGACAAUACUUUAUAUUUUGACAAAGUAAAUUGUACAGUCAAAUGUUCAUUGACUUCGUGUUAUUUUAAAGCAUUUUCUUAUUAAAAUAUAUCUUUAGUUAAUCCUACUUUGCUAUGCUAUCUAGUAAAGUAAGUUUACUGUAGCUAAUGAUGUUACAGAAUUCUGUAUACCCUUGUAUACUGGGACAGGGCUGUUUUGUACCAAUGAACAGCAAAAUAGUGUCCUCACUGAUUGAAGAAUUAAAGAAGAUAAAUU